This is a messenger RNA of Vespula vulgaris, 2085 nucleotides long. RefSeq lists its product as uncharacterized. Gene Ontology annotation, cellular component: mitochondrion. The coding region runs from base 402 to 1226 and encodes 274 amino acids. Lineage: Eukaryota; Metazoa; Arthropoda; Insecta; Hymenoptera; Vespidae. The transcript has 8 exons. The record is from RefSeq and is a predicted model, not a curated record.
UAGUUCAUAUUUUCUCCAUACCUAUCGCUGAAGUCAUACACGCUUGAAGCGAAAGAUAGUGAACAACCCUAACAAUACCAUUUACUGAUUUAAAAGACAGAAGUAGUUUUUAUUGAGCUAAUAGUAUGUUCGUGAUUGCGCACGUUAACAUAUAAUUCUUUUGUUUUUAUACUGAUUCAUUCAAUAAGAUAAUUUCAGAGUAAAAAAAGAUUUUAAAUUUUAAUUAUUAUUAUUAAAAAUUGAAUAAGUCAAUAUAUAAUUUUAAUUAUUUGACAGUAGAACAAAAUUAAUCUCAAUCAAUCUCGUGAUAUUGAAAAGAAUUCAUUUAUCGCUAAUAUCUUUAGAUAAUCGAAAUAUCAUACAGUUACUUUUACGUGCUUCAAUUGUUCUAUAUUUCAAAAAUGCGCGUUUUUAUAAAUUUAUUAGGUAGAGAAAUGUAUUUAUUUCACAAAGGAAUGAACAAUUUUGGAAUGAAAUUGAGAAAAUUUCAUGAAAGUUGCUUAGUAUAUUCCUUGAGACAAGAUAUAAUUUCAAACAAUGGUAUUUCAAAUGUUUUGACUAAAGAACAAGCCAAUAUAUUAGCAGGAAAAUUAUCUCCAGAAGAGCGAAAUAUUCUGAUGACUGCUUUGAGCAAAUAUAAAUCUAUGGAUGAUAAAGCUUUAUAUGAAGCUCAAUUAGCAGGUAUUCGUUGGAGAAGUAAACUUGGAAGGCCUACAAAAUUGCCUACUCUUGGUGAUGUCGAUCCUACUGGUAGUUACUGUCCUUUACCCGAAGACUGGCUUCUUCAUAAGUCUGCAAUUGUAUUUUUGCAUUCUUUAUGGAUAUUAAUAUUUGAAAAUGAUGCAAGACCGAGUAAUAGAAUUCUUCUAAAAGUUGCAUUUAUAAAUAGUAUUCCAUUCAUUGCCUUUGGUUUUCUCGACAACGCCAUCAUGAUAGUUGCUGGUGACUACAUUGAAAUUUUUCUGAGCAACAAAUUUCCUAUUUCAACUAUGGCAGCUGCAGCUUUAGGAAAUACUGUAUCUGAUAUCAUAGGAAUUGGAUCUACAAAUUGGGUAGAAAGUUUAGUAGAAAAGGUAGGAAUUAAGAGACCAUAUUUAAGCAAUGCACAAUCAAAAUUACGAAGGACAAGGAUGGCUGUAAAUUUAGGUAGAGUGGUUGGAAUUACAAUAGGAUGUCUAGUUGGAAUGAUAACAAUACCAGCGGUAAACUUUUUCUGCAAUAGAUAAACAAAUUUAUUCUACAAUGUACUCUCUACUGCAUUUUCGACCACAUGGAAAAAUAUUUAUAAAACUAUUAGCACAUUUUAACGAUGGAAAACAAUUUUACGAAUCUUAAUGGACAUAUGUUUAAACUGUAUCUAUAAAUAUCACAAAUGUCAAUUCCGUAUCUUAACGUCCUACCUGAUACUAAAAUGGAUUAUACAUUAAAUAUUUGCAAUAAUUAUAAUUACACUGUAUAAAUUGGAUUCUUAAUUUUUAUAAUAAUUUUUUUCACUUUGAAGUUACUUAAUUUUUAAAAGGCAUGAGAUAAAUCAAAAUUGUUGAAAUUAUGAUUUCAAGAUUAUUAUUAAAGUAUAUUUAUUAUAGAGAUUUUUUAUUAUAAUCAGAUUUAUACAUUGUAUGUAAAUUGAUAUAAAAUAUAUAUAUAUAUACACAUAUAUAUAUAUAUUUUUUUUAUGUAACUUUUAUAAAAUUUCUAAGUAAAUUACCUAAAGUUUACCUGCAGUUUAAGUAGAAAAAAAUUUUUUUCCAUAAAUGUUUACAGAAAAUAUAUGCGACUGCUUGUUAGGAAAAUAUUUCUAAACCAAAAAUUCCUAAUAAAAGUCUUUUUCAUUGUAGAAUUAAUUCCGUAGAAGAAUUAGUAUCGAGUAUAAAUUUACUUAUAGUAGAAAAUGUAAUAUAAUCUGUAAAGUGUAAUUGGUUCAUUGGUUGAGAUUUCAAAUAUGUAUCUUCAGGAAGCCAAGUAGCCAUAGAAUGUAUCCAACAUUUCCAAGAUAUGCUUACUACUUCAUUUUUUUCACAUAUUUUAUCAGACUUUGUAGCAUGUAUAAAAUCCAUCGUUGUAAAUAUAUCAGGUAUCUCAAUA